Messenger RNA from Rotaria socialis, 3087 nucleotides. The record is from the annotation of a GenBank genome assembly. NCBI's taxonomy places the organism in Eukaryota, Metazoa, Rotifera, Eurotatoria, Philodinida, Philodinidae.
AUGAAAGUUAUUUAUGCAUUAAAUACAAAAGCCGAUGAACACGACGCAAUAGUUGCUAAUUUAAAACAAUCAUUUGAACAGGAAAAAUCUAGUUUAGCAAAUAAUGCAUCAUCUAGAAUCGAUGAUUUACUUUGUCGUGUUGAAAAACUUUCAUCAAUUAAAAAUACCCAAACUUCUCUAUUUGAAAGUAAAAUUCAAAUGCUCGAAAGUGAACGACAAAACCAAGCUAAUGAAAUCUUACGUGUUCAACAAACAGCUAUUGAACAUGAACAUGAAAUAGUUGAAGAUUUUCGUCAGAAAAUUUCUAAUAUGAAACAAAAUAUCAAUGUAAUAAAACAAUCGUAUGAUGAACGUUUAUCGGCUAUUAAUAAAGAACAAAAACAAACAUUGGAACAAAUUCGUGAAGGACAUGAAUUAGAAAUUUCGAAUUUAAAAUCUGAAUUAAAACAAUUAUUUGAUAUUGAAGCAGAAGCACAAACAAAAUUUUAUUUACAGACAAUUGAAGAUUUAAAACGUGAACAUAAUGAUUUAUUAAUGAAACAAAAAAAUCAACAAAUGACACAAGCUGAAUUAGGACAAGAAUACCAAAAGGAAAAAACUCAAUUAGAAAAACAAAUUCAAAUGCUUCAAGAUCAAAUGGAACAAAUUAAACUUAAAUCUCAAUUGGAAUUUGAUGAACAGAAAAAUCAAUUCGAUGUAAAAAACAAUGAAUAUGAAAGGUUACAAAGUGACUUUGAACAGUAUAAAUUAAUUUUUAAUGCGAAUUCUAAUGAUAUGAGUGAACUUAAUCAGCAGUUAAUGAAACAACGUAAUGAAUAUGACGAAUUAAAAAAGAAAUUAGACAAAACUAAUCGUGAAAUGACUACAGUCAAAGAACGAUUUAAUCGGCAAGCUACUGAACUCGAAGAUAAAUUAAAACUAAUCAAAGAUAAAGAUUCUGCUAGUCGACAAUUAGAAGAUGAGUUAACAAAUAGUCGUAAAGAAUUAGAAUUAACAAAACAACGUCUACAAAAAAUUGAAGAAGAUAAACAUGCUCAAUUGUCUCAUUCCGAAUCAACAACAAAUUAUCUCGAACAACGUAUUCAUGAAUUGGAUAAAACAAUUCAUCAAUUAUCAGUUGAAAAACAACAAACUAUGUUGAAAUAUGAUCGGGAAUUAACCGAUCUACGUGAAACUUAUGAAAAUCAAGUUACAUUAUGUAAAGAAGAAAUGCAACAUGAACUUGAUCGAUUAACUGAACAUUAUCAACAAUUAUCAAGCGAUGAACAAACGCGAGCACGUACAAAAUUACAGCUCAGGGAAAAAGAACUUCGUCAAGAAUUUGAAACUGAAAAAUCAAAUCUUCUUGCCCAAUGGACAAAUGAAGUUAAUUUAACUAAAACUGAACAUAAAGAAGUCAACCAACAAUUAAAUCAAUUGAAAGAAAAUUAUACUAAACAAAUCGAUGAAUUAAAACAACAAUUGAACGAUAAUGAAAAUGAAUAUUCAAUUAUUCAAAAACAAUUCCACGACGCUCAAUCAUUGAAUUAUGAAUUUAAAAAACAAAUUGAACAACUUCAGUUGGAUGUCGAACAACAAUUAAAAACAAUUGAACGAUUUAAAGUUGAAUCAAAUGAUUUAAAACAGCAAUGUCAUGAUUUAGAAAUCAAUUCAACAACUGAAUUAAACGAUAGACUAGAAAAGUUAACAUCAGAAUUGAAUGAUAAAUGGUCGAAAAAAUUCAAAUCUGACUAUGAAAAAAUUCGAAGAGAACUUACUCAACAAAAAAAUGAAGAAAAAUUGAAAGCAAUUGAUGAAUUACAAAGACAAAAAGAUAAAGAAUUAACGUCGGCACAAAAUCAAAUUGAUCAACUCGAACAACAAUUACAAAAAGUACAAAGUCAACUUGCCACUAUACAACAAAAAUCUAAAGAAGAAAGUUUAAUGGCACUGCAAAAUGCUAAUGAAGAUAAACGUCGUACGAUUAAUGAAUUUCAAAUGCGCAUUCAAGAUUUAACAACACAAAUUCAACGGCUGGAGGGUAAAAAUCAAGAAGAUUUACUUCAACAAAAAUUACAGUUAGGAAAAGAACAUAUUAAUCAAAUGAAUGAAUUAAAAUCUCGACAAAUGGAAGAUAUACGUGGUCAACAGCUUGCUUAUAAUACUCAUUUAGAAGCAGUUCGUGCUGAUCAUGAACGAGCAUUAGCAUUAGAAAUCGAAAAACAAACCAUUCAACAACAAUCAAAUAUAGAACAAUUACGAAAAGAAAUAUCUCGAACACAUUCAAAUGAAUUAGAAGAAAAAGAACGAGCUCACGGAAAAGAAUUAGCUGCAAUUCGUCUUCAAUUAGAUCGUGCUCUUGAAAUAAAUAAAAUAAAAGAACGUGAAGCUGACAUACGUAUUGAAGAUCUUACAAGUGACCUUAAUAUAAAACAAUCACGUAUUGAUCAUUGUCUCAGAGAUUUAAAUGAUCUGCAAGAUCAAAUUGAACAAUUACGUUCUGAUGUUGAACUACGUAGUAAAGAAUUACAACGUGUUCGAAAUGAAACGCAAAAAGAGAUCAAACAUCGUGACGAUAGAUUACGUAGUGAGAACGAAGAAAAAAUUCGUGAUCUUACACGAACCCAUGAAAAUGAACAAAAACAACUAUUAGACGAAUUUUCAAAAGCACAUGACUUACUUAAACAACGAAUUGGCGAACUUCAGUUAAAACUUGAUCAAGCUGACGAACGAUAUCGUAAUCGUGAAUCAAGAACAGAAGAUUUAGAUUUAAUAACUACACUCCAACAAACAAUUGCUUCUUAUCAAGAACAAUUAAAAAAGAUUCAUGAUGAGAAGAAAUAUCUUAAAAUGGAAUUAAUGAAUAGAGAAACAAAUUUCAAUAAAGUUUUUACCAAUGCUCCAUCUUCCAAUGUCGGUGUAAUGAAUCCUUUGUCUUAUAAUACAAAAUUUGUUCCUCGUAAUUCUGAUGCCUCAUCUUCAUCUCGUAUAAAAUCUCAAUCACCACGGCCAUCAAAACUUGAACCACUAGCAACCAACGGCGAGAUUCCACAUGAUUUAUCAUUGAAUCACAACAAGCCAUUGUUGCCGAAACGUUUUAUUAAAUGA